Messenger RNA from Notodromas monacha, 1545 nucleotides. The record is from the annotation of a GenBank genome assembly. NCBI's taxonomy places the organism in Eukaryota, Metazoa, Arthropoda, Ostracoda, Podocopida, Cyprididae.
AUGAGAAACGUUGAGAUCAAGGCGAGAGUGAAUGAUCUGGAGCAGCUGCUAAAAACAGCGGAAGAACUAGCGGGCUCUCCGUGCUCGGAAAUUGAACAACAUGAUACUUUUUUCUUCAGCAACGAAGGGCGCUUAAAGCUGAGGGUUGAAUUGGUGAACGGAAUUAGGGAUGCGAAGCUUAUAUUUUACGACCGCCCUGAUGAAUCUGGAGCAAAACUGAGCAAUUAUUCCAUAUCGCCUGUAUCCGACCCCUCAGCGUUGAAGCACGUUCUCUCGAAUUCCCUGGGAAUAAAGGAUGAACUGGUUAAAAUGCGUAAGGUGUUCAUGGUUGGUCAGACUCGCGUGCAUGUGGAUCACAUUCCGAAUCACGGUCAUUUUAUGGAACUGGAAGUUGUUCUAUCGGAUCAUCAGAACGCCGAGGAUGGGCAAGCUGAGGCCGAAAGACUCAUGGAGCAACUAAACAUAAGAAAAGAGGAUCUUCUCUCCGGUGCUUAUGUGGAUUUCCUCAAAGUUCCGGCAGGUACAGUAUCAACUGCUACGAAGGAGUGAUGACAAAUCGAAUGACUGACUCCUGGGCGUGAUCGGUGGACGCAGAUUGGGACGGAAAACUUUUCUUAUCACGUGUGGCGCUGUCUGAUUUUCCAUUUCCCUCGCGAAUAAAUCACCAUAAAACAACCUCUUGCUGUAUGCAUUGUGGUCGGCUUCAUCACAGUUCUAGAGCAGUCCGCUUCCUGGUAGGUUCACCUGUGAUCUACUUGGAUCACGAGGUGCUUUAAAUCCAACAUGGCGGCCAUGUUAUCGUACGAGACCACUGUUAUUUCAGAGUUGCUAGGACCUUCUACGACUGUUAUGCACCAACUGUUGGUAAGACCUCUUGGCAUUCAAAAUUCUUGUUACUGUUCAGAUGAAGUGGAUUUCUUCCGGUCUAAAUUUGUUUGUCGAUCGAAUGAUUUUACAGUACAGUGAUAACUCACGUGGAUAUGAGAGCGUAUGCGUCGUAUUGGCGUAGCUUCGAGCAUAUCUGUCGCGUUCGCGAGCGAUGAUUUUAUUAUUUUAUUGCGAAUCGUUGUCAUAACAUAUUAAAAGCAUCGAUAUGUGUAUCGGCUCCAUGAUGCGUUCUGGUGAGCUAAGGUCAUGCUAUUCCCGCCGUACUUGUGGCUGCUGCUACAGUUGAAAAAUCGAUAGUGUAAAUCUCCUCAGCCUUCUAUGGAUCGAGAAUACGACAUAAUUUCAAAGACUUAUAAAUGAAUGUCAAAUUAAAUUCGUUGAAGGUGGCAGUUUCGUAGUGUCGAAGAGUUCGCUGGUGUGCAAGCGCAAGUUAUUCUUCCUGUGUUGCGCUCUCCGUUGAGAUUUACAUUGUUCUCUUGGACUACGGAACAAUCCGUUGAUUUUAAUAGAUUUCUCGUCUCUGGAAGUCUGUGGGCGAUUGCUGAUCACGUGCUAGAUUGCGGAAGUUCAUUGGGUGUCAGUCACGUGCUAUGACGGUCGCGGAAUACUCUUCGCUCGGAUAGGAUGAUAUAUUGUAUUCCUAUUCAUCUCAUGAAU